AUGAGGACUCAUCUCCUCUGCUUGGAGUUACUCGCUUUGGCAGUCCACAUACUUGUGGCCAGUGGACAGCUGGAGCCAAAGAAACAAGUUCCCCAGGAGCCUCUCACCGUUACCCAGAAACUAGGGCUCGUGGAACGAGAUGUGCAGGGUGCGGUGCGGCCCAACAGCACCAUGCCCCGCCGCCGCCUGCCACCCAUGUGCACCAGAGCCACAAAAAUCGGAGUCACUUUCAAGUACAUCAACACAGUGGUGUCCUGCCUGGUUUUCGUUGUCGGUAUUAUUGGGAAUUCCACUCUUCUGAGGAUCAUCUAUAAGAAUAAGUGUAUGCGUAACGAGCCAAAUAUACUGAUCGGCAGCCUGGCACUUGGAGACCUGCUGCAUAUCAUCAUCGCCAUUCCCAUUAAUGUUUAUAAGGUUCACACAUGCCUGGCCUGCACUGGAUGCCUGAGGCUGAGUAAAAAUGGGGGAUCCUCAGUGGGGAUUACAGUGCUGAGUCUGUGUGCGUUGAGUAUCGACAGGUAUCGUGCCGUGGCCUCAUGGAGCCGUAUCAAAGGGAUCGGAGUUCCAAAAUGGAUGGCUAUCGAGAUAGCGCUCAUCUGGAUAAUAUCCAUCAUCCUGGCUGUGCCAGAGGCGAUAGCCUUCGACAUGAUCACCAUCAACCACAGAGGACAACAUUUGAGGAUCUGCUUGCUGCACCCCAUGCAGGAAACGGAAUUCAUGAGCUUUUAUAAAUCAGUAAAGGGCUGGUGGCUGUUCAGUGCGUAUUUCUGCCUGCCGUUGGCCUGCACUGCCAUUUUCUACACCCUGAUGACCUGUGAGAUGCUGAGGAAGAAGAAUGGCGUGCAGAUUGCGCUCAGCGACCAUUUAAAACAGCAGAGGGAGGUGGCAAAGACAGUGUUUUGUCUGGUUUUAGUCUUCGCUCUGUGCUGGCUGCCUCUCCACCUCAGCCGUAUCCUGAAGCUCACCAUCUAUGACGAAAAAGAUCCAAACCGUUGUGAAUUGCUCAGUUUCUUUUUGGUGUUGGACUACAUUGGCAUCAACAUGGCAUCUGUCAACUCCUGUAUCAACCCCAUCGCCCUCUACAUGGUCAGCAAGCGCUUCAAGAACUGCUUCAGGUCCUGUCUGUGCUCCUGGUGCGUAACGACAGAGAUGUUAAUGGACGAAAAGCAGACGUGCAUGAAGUAUAAAGUCAGCGACCGAGGCUCCGAACAGAGCAACUUUCGCAUGUCCAACAAGUCAUGGUUUGAAGUAUGCCUGAGUAAAUGAGGACAAGGACCCAUUUGUUUUUAUCUACAGCAUAAUAUGAAGUGUCCUUAAACUCUUAAGAUCUAUUACCAUCAGCGAUUGUAUCAUAUUGUUCCAUACUUGGCCUGUUCCUGAGGCUUUAUGCAUUUUGUCAUUGUAUUAGUGCCUGAUUAUCUUAAUUUGACUCCUUACCUUUGAUGUAGGGUUUCUUUUUUCAAUACAUAUAACACAUAAAAUCAUG
Molecule: messenger RNA, 1486 nt
Organism: Pelmatolapia mariae (spotted tilapia)
Lineage: Eukaryota; Metazoa; Chordata; Actinopteri; Cichliformes; Cichlidae
Product: endothelin receptor type B-like
Exons: 7
Coding region: 1-1266 (421 amino acids)
Biological process (GO): vasoconstriction; endothelin receptor signaling pathway; enteric nervous system development
Cellular component (GO): plasma membrane
Molecular function (GO): endothelin receptor activity
Source: RefSeq, a predicted model, not a curated record